AUGAGAGAGAAGGGAAAUGAAGAGAGUAUGGGAGAGAAAAAGAAAAAAAUCAAGGUGUUAAGUCAGAAUGAAACGAAAAAUGGCAUUAAUUUGUAUAAUUAGUAGGAAAUUGAAGUUCAACAUACAAUUUUAAAAAAAUUUUGGGGCUGGGUAAAAAAAUUUUUUUGGGGGGGUAAUUUUUUUUGGGGCAGAGAUCUCAAUUUUUGAGCAUGCUUUUAUCAGUACGUUGUUGAGAAAAAUUUAUAAUACGCCUAUUGUUACCGAAAACAAUUAAAACCCUACCAUUUUCAGCAACAAAAGCUGAUCAAACAACUCCAAGAACAGCACUACGAACAGUAUAUGGCUCAAGUAUACGCACAACAAACCCAAUCUCAAGCCGAAAUGCUGGAAGCAUCGAACGGGCGCAAUUCGGACAACUCAGAUUCCGAAUCCGGCCCAAAACCCGCCGAAUCCUACCUUCAGGAGGGCCUGGAGCGACCCAAAGACAAGGUCGAGGACGACGAUGGCGAGGACUCGGAGGCUUCGGAGAAUGAAAUUGUUCAGGAAACGGAACAGUGUAGGUUUGGGAGGUGUGAUUUGAGGUUAAGAGUUUCUUUAGUGGGGCUUGGUAAUUUAAGAUUUUUUUAUUGGGGCGGGGUAAUUUAAAGUUUUUUAUUUGGUGAGGGGUAAUUUAAGAUUUUUUUCACGCGGCAGGGAUGUUUUAAAAAUUUCUAGAAAAAAAUGAGGGGUGGUAUAAAACCUAAUUUUUGUUAGCUUUUCAAAAAAUUGACUUUGGUUUUGAUGCAAAAAGAAUGGCGUUUGGAAAAUGAUUUUCAUUUUUUGGCCGCGUUUUAAAAAUUUUGAAGUUUUCUGGAUUUUACUGGUUAAAGCACUGGUUUUGCAUUUCGUAGUUUUCAGCACAAUUUUAGCAUUUUUAAUUUUUUUUACUUUCUUUAAAAAUUUAGAAAUUUUUUUUAUUUUUCACUAUCACUUUUUUUACUUAUUUGGUCGAAAGUUUGUAGAAAAGAAGGAGAAUAUGUUUUUUUUGUUUUUUUAUGGUUGGAAAUUUAAUUUUUUGAUAAUAAAUAUGUUCUCUGCUGAGUACUGUGGGGUAUAUAAAUGGCUCUUCUAUAAACUUUUUGACCGCACUUUAACUUUUUUCAAUAAUGCACAGGUUUUUUCAACUUCUAUCUUUUAGUGCCUUCCAUCCACGGCCAAAUGGGCCUUUUCUGCCACUGUAAGCAUAUUUAGUCAGUCAGUGUGUUUCUGUGUAAUUGUACUUGGGUGGUAUUGGUGGUGUGGCUAAAAACUUUUUGGCGUGUUAUAUAGGUCUUCGGUGUUGUUUUGUGGAAUAAUUUUUAAAAAUAUUUUUUGGGUUUUUGAUGCGAAAAGAAUGACAUUAUCUGCCUUUUUUUAUUUUAAAAUCUUUUUUGCUUUUGAUGCAAAAAGAACGGCGCAUAUUGCUUUUUUUAAUUUUUUUUUACAAAUUUUUAAUGUUGAUGUGAAAAGAAUGGCGCUGCUUGAACAUUCUUGAAAUUUUUUGAUUUUGACGCAAAAAGAAUGGCGCAAUACUGAAUUUUUUUUAAUUCUUUGGUGUUUUAGCCUACUAUAAUUUUGAAGUUUAAACAGCUUAUUGUAGUUCCGUAAUUUUGGUUUUUAAUUCUACUUUUGGAUUAUCGUAUUUUACCUUUCAGCAAACCCCCAAAUCGACCCAGCUUCGUUGUGGAACUCGAAAGGCAUCGAAGAAUUCAAAAACAAUAUCAAGAAAGAAGGUCCCGAGGGCAUAAUCAAAGUGGGCCAUGGUGAGACCGUAACCGUCCGAGUACCAACCCAUGCCGAAGGUACUCAUUUGUACUGGGAAUUCUGCACCGACUACUAUGAUAUUGGCUUUGGUGUGUACUUUGAAUGGACCGUAGCCGAAUCGAAUCAAGUCACGGUUCAUGUGUCGGAAUCGGAUGAUGAAGAAGACUACGAUGAAGAAGCCGAAGCAAUUGCGGCCGCGGCUUCAACGCCAAACGACGUUGAGAGUGGAGCACCGGCCACGGCUGCACCAAAGCCAAGAGAUCCGAACAAGCCUCGGAUUGAUGAGGUUAUUCCAGUUUACAGAAGGGAGUGUCAUGAAGAGGUGGGUGAAUAUUUUUAUUGGGGUAAGGGUAGGUAGGUAUGGUAGACUAGUGUAAGAUGAUUUAGGGCAAGGCAGAUGAUGAUAAGGUAGAAGAUGUUAGUGUACUUAUAGGCCAGAGUAGGGUAGGCUAACAUAGAGUAGGGUAGGCCAGCUUAAGGUCGAGUACUGUAGGGUAGGUUAAGCUAAAGUAGUGUACGGUAUAGCAGGAUGCGGUGGUGCAAGACAAAUCACGGUAGGACAGGAUAAUGUAGGCUAAGGUACUGUACAACAUUGUAAGGUAAGCUAAGGUAAAGUACAGUAGGGUAAGGUAGUUUCGGGUACGGUAGGGCAGCCUAAAGCCAAGUACUGUUGGAUAGGUUAAAGUCAAGUACGAUACUGCAUGAUAGGCUAAGGUAAAGUCGAGUAGCGUAAGGCGGACGAUGAUAGGGCAAGAUAAGGUACGACAGGAAACAAUAAGAGAAGAUGAUGUUGGGUACGGUAGGGUAAGCGAAAAUUAGAAUACGGUUAAUCAUGGUUUAUUGGCGGCUUAAUCUUUUACUUUACAUUGUUUGUAAUUUCAGGUAUAUGCCGGUAGUCACAAGUACCCGGGUCAAGGCGUGUACCUGCUCAAGUUCGACAACUCCUACUCACUAUGGCGCUCCAAAACCCUCUACUACCGAGUAUUCUACAGUAAAUAA
Messenger RNA from Bursaphelenchus okinawaensis, 2781 nucleotides. NCBI's taxonomy places the organism in Eukaryota, Metazoa, Nematoda, Chromadorea, Rhabditida, Aphelenchoididae. The record is from the annotation of a GenBank genome assembly.